Molecule: messenger RNA, 1925 nt
Organism: Periconia digitata
Lineage: Eukaryota; Fungi; Ascomycota; Dothideomycetes; Pleosporales; Periconiaceae
Source: the annotation of a GenBank genome assembly
AACAUUGGCUCACUUCGCUCAGCAACAAUGUCGGUAGAAAAACCUAGAGAUGAGGUGGUGGAUAACAACAUGGAAGUUGUCGAGGUGAAGCAGCUGAAGGGUAGCGCGGCCUUCCACGAGGCUAUGACCAUGGAACCUGUGCCAAAAUUCCACCCAAGGACCAUAGGCUUGUGCGGUUGCUUGCUUCUGGGUUUCUUCUGCCAGACCGUCAAUGGUUUUGAUGGUAGUUUGUUUGGAGGUCUUACGGCAAAUACCACUUUCCUCGACUUUUUCGGUGGAUCGUCGGCCGGAGUAUGGGCAGCGCUGACUUCCGCCAUGUACCAAAUUGGUGCUGUUGUCGCUCUACCUUUCGCUGGACCUAUCAUUGACGGCAUCGGACGCCGCUUGGGCAUGGCGAGUGGAGCUUUCCUCAUCGUUAUCGGUACCAUCAUCAACGGACUCACUACACUGAACGGUAGCAACGGUCAAUUGAGGGGAGGACGCUUCGUUCUGGGUUUCGGUGUGACUAUUGUGUCAGCAGCAGGCCCGAUUUAUGUUGUUGAGACUGCGCAUCCUGCAUUCAGAUCCGUUGUAACAGCAUACUGCAACACGUUUUGGUUCGUUGGAUCUAUCCUCGCUAGUGGCGCCGUCAGAGGUGGCAUCAAUUUGGUUGGCAACAUCUCCUGGACUUUGCCCGUCUGGCUACAGCUGGUCUUCCCAUCGCUCAUUAUCCUCUUUAUCUGGUUUGCGCCUGAGUCUCCACGAUGGCUAUACGUGCACGGUAAGACGGAACAAGCCAAAGCCGUCUUGACUAAAUGGCACGGAUAUGACAAUCCCGAGUCGAUUUGGGUCAAGCUCCAGCUCACCGAGUACGAGGAGUUUCUGGAGAUGAACGGCGCCGACAAGCGCUGGUGGGAUUACAGCGCGCUCUUUAAGACACGCGCAAGCAGGUACCGGAUCGCAUGCAACAUUGUCUUUUCCAUUUUCGCGCAAUGGGCAGGCAACGGAGUUUUGACGUACUUCUUGCCUGCUGUUCUGACAACCGCGGGAUAUAAAAAGGAUGUCGAGCAAGCCAAUAUCAACCUGGCGUACGCUUGCUUCCAAUUUGCGUUUGCUUUGAUUGGUGCUCCCUUUGUCGAGAGGGUCGGUCGACGCCCAAUGAUGCUGUUUUCAAUGGGAGCCUGCACAAUUAUGUGGGUUGGUAUGACGGUCGCAUCCUCUCAGUUCGCAGCCAGCAAUGAGACGAACGAUUCAGCAGCCAGAGGUAUGGUUGCCAUGAUCUUCCUGUUCGGUGCUGUGUUCUCCGUCGGUAUCACUCCUCUGCAAGCUCUCUACCCCGUCGAGGUGCUGUCUUUCGAGAUGCGUGCCAAGGGAAUGGCCUUCUCCGCUUUGGCCGUCAAUGCUGGAAAUCUUCUGAACCAGUUCGCCUGGCCGAUCUCGCUUGAACGCAUUGGCUGGCACACUUAUAUCGUCUUCACGGUUUGGGAUGCAAUUCAAUGGGUGGUGUUCUACUUCAUGCUGCCUGAGACGAAGAAGAGAACCUUGGAAGAGCUGGACGUUGUGUUUGAAGCGAGGAACCCCGUGAAGGAGUCUUUGGCGAUCAAGAAAGUUGAGUUCGGCGCGGAAGGUGCUGUUCUUGCGGUUGAGAAGUUGUAAGUGCGUUCGGAAGGAGUUUUGUCUAUUGCGGAGAACAAAGGGCUUCAUGUUCAAUACCUGACUAAUGUCGCGCUGGGGGAGGAUGGAGCAUUGCCUAGCUACUACAUGUAUCAUCAACAGAUGCUCUACCAGGGUAACUUACCUGUCCAAAAUCGUUCCGUUCUAUCAGACUACGUUUCCCUCCAAUUCUUCUACUCCACGACCUCAAUGCGGGCUGCUGUGCUUACCAGAUGAGUUUAGCACUGUAAGCCGCCGCGGGGACAUAUCGGGUUACACUGUGGUCGAUGUGU